AUGUAGCCAUCGGGGACCCCGUGGUCGUGACUUGUGAUGGAGUACCCAUAGUCAUGACUGCCUGGCCGACCAGUCACAAGUCCCUGCUGGCGGUUCAUGUGCUCAGAGACAGCAUGGAGCUCCACUGGCAGCGCAGCAAGGGACUGGCGGAGGUGCGCGGGCUCCCUGGACCGGCGCUACCCGCGCAGGAGGUGGCCGUGGUCUGCAGCAGUUGCCACCGUGCUCCGGCACAGGCAGCAGUCCUGCUGCACUCCCACUACUGCAACAAGAUACUGAGCGUGGGCCGCCGCCUCUCCGUGCCCAACUACGGCCAGACGCUGUGCUUCCGUGUGACGCGCGUGGUGCCGUGCGGCAGUCCGGUGGAUGUGCUGACGGAUCGUCUGGACAGAGCCUCCCUCGCGGGGGAGCCAGUGCCCGCUCCUCUGUGUAAGGUGGUCGGAGCCACCAAGUGGACCGUGCUAGACGACACGACCGGGCAGGAUGCCGCGCCGCGCCGGCGCGAGGCCUCGCUGCAGGACGUCGGCGGCUUGCAGUCGGUGAUCGCAGAAGUGAAGGAGCUCAUGGCGCUUUGCCUGGGCAGUGCAGCCGAUACCGUGACGCAGGGCGCGGUGCUGCUGCACGGCCCGGCCGGCACGGGCAAGACGCUGCUGGCGGAGGCGCUGGCCGCGCACAGCGGGGCGCCGGUGGUGCGCCCUGAGCCGUGCGGGGGAGACACGGAGGCCCGGCUGAGGGCCUGCUUCGAGGCGGCGCGCGCCCGGGCGCCCAGCGUGCUGCUGCUGGAUGAUUUGGAUGCCCUGUGCCCGGCCCCCGGCGUGCGCUGCGCCGAGCCGGAGCGCCGUGCGGCCGCCGUACUGCUGGCGCUCCUGGACGAGCUGCGCCGUGUACCUGCGCGCGUGGUGGUAGUGGCCACCACCAGCCGGCUGGAGGACGUGCAUCCGGCCGCCCGCCGCCCCGGCAGGCUGGACCGAGAGCUGGAGGUGGGCGUGCCCAGCCCCGAGGCCCGGCUCGACAUACUGGGCGUGCUGCUUCGCGGCGUGUCCCACCGGCUGGGGGCGGAGGAGCUGCGCCGGCUGGCCGCCUGCACGCACGGCUUCGUGGGCGCGGACCUGGCCUCCCUCUGCGCGCACGCUGCCAGACUCUCCCUGCGCUGCGGCCGUGCCGUCUCGGGGGACGACUUCGCGGCCGCGCUGAGGCUCGUGAGGCCCAGCGCCAUGCGCGAGGUGUUGGUGCAGGUCCCGGACGUGCGGUGGAGCGACAUCGCGGGCCAGCACGAGCUCAAGAUGAAGCUGCGGCAGGCGGUGGAGUGGCCGCUCAAGCACCCGGAGGCGUUCUCCCGCCUGGGCAUCUCCCCGCCGCGCGGCGUGCUCAUGUUCGGCCCGCCGGGCUGCUCCAAGACCAUGGUGGCCAAGGCGCUGGCGACCGAGAGCCAGCUCAACUUCCUGUCCAUCAAGGGCCCAGAGCUGUUCAGCAAGUGGGUGGGGGAGUCGGAGCGCGCGGUGCGGGAGGUGUUCCGCCGGGCGCGCGCCGCCGCCCCGGCCGUGGUGUUCUUCGACGAGCUGGACGCGCUGGGCGGGGAGCGGGGGGCGCAGGGCAGCGGCGUGCAGGAGCGCGUGCUGGCCCAGCUGCUCACGGAGCUGGACGGCGUGGAGCCCCUGGGCGACGUGGUGGUGCUGGGCGCCACCAACCGCCCGGACCGCAUCGACAAGGCACUGCUGCGGCCGGGACGGCUGGACCGGGUCAUGUACGUGCCGCUGCCCGACGCACAGACGAGGCACGACAUCCUGGCCAUGCAGCUGGCGAAGACCCGCGCGGCGAGCGACGUCAACGUGGAAGAGCUGGUCCUCAAGACGCACGGCUACUCCGGCGCCGAGGUACUGGCCGUGUGCAGCGAGGCAGCGCUCAAGGCGCUGGAGGAGGACAUGGGUGCAGCCGUGGUGCAGCGCUCACACUUCCUGACCGCGCUGACCGUCGUCACCCCUCGCACGCCCGCGUCGCUGCUGCAGCUGUACCGCGACUACCACUGACCCUCUGGCAGUUCCUCUCCUGGCUCGCGUCCUUUCGACCUUAUGUGUAGAGACCCGGAAAAUUCGCGGGUUCAUUCCGUGUUAUGCUAAAAUACAAAUAAUUAUACCUUAGUGCUGCUUCUGUCAUUGGUUCACUGUUAAUCUGGAGGACUGAGGGCCAAUUAGAGACCCUCACUCGUAGAAGUGUCGAAUCACAGGCCACCCGGUCGAGACGACUCACAAGUCAGCAGCCAAUGAACAGGUGGCAUUUGCCCGAGUGUGUGGAGGAUAUUUUCGAGUCUAUCCUGGAGGUCAUUGAACCCGCGAAUUUUCCGGGUCUCUACUUAUAUGAUAUCAAAUGAUGCUGGUGAUAUAAGUAAUAGCACUUACUGCACAUGUGUAACAGCCAAUACAAUCCCGUGUAAGAACCUGAAAUAAGAAUGCCCUCUGAUUUAUAAUAGAAACUGUCUGAACAGUAAAAUCUAAUGCAAAAAAUGCAACAAGAAAACCGUUAUGUACUCUAAUGUAUAUAUAUUUUUAUUGCAUCUAUAGUGAAAAUAAAUGUUGAUAGAAUUUUUAA
Molecule: messenger RNA, 2583 nt
Organism: Bacillus rossius redtenbacheri
Lineage: Eukaryota; Metazoa; Arthropoda; Insecta; Phasmatodea; Bacillidae
Product: ATPase family gene 2 protein homolog A
Exons: 8
Coding region: 54-2024 (656 amino acids)
Cellular component (GO): cytoplasm
Molecular function (GO): ATP binding; ATP hydrolysis activity
Source: RefSeq, a predicted model, not a curated record